UGUUUUGCUGGAACUGCAGCAGAUAGCUAUUGGGUCUGCAAGUUGGUGAGUUCAGAAUUAAAACUUCUUCAGCUAGAAACAAAAAAACAGUGCAGAAUAAUCACAGCUGUAAGACUAAUAAAACAGCUUCUUUUCCAAUAUCAAGGUAUGUUGGAUGUCUGUUUGAUAGUUGGAGGUGUUGACAUUCACGGGUCACACAUGACCACUAUAUAUCCCCACGGAUCAUCAGACAGACUUCUAUAUUCAGCUAUUGGUUCGGGAUCCAUGUCAGCCAUGUCGGUAUUCGAAACAAGAUUUAUACCAAAUAUGACUCAAUGUGAAGCCUCAAGAUUAAUAUUGGACAGUGUAAGUGCCAGCAUAUUCAAUGACUUAAGAAGUGGCAAAUCCAUAGAUAUUGUUGUCAUUCUAAAAGAUCGCUUUUCACAAAUGAAUAAAAUUGUGCAUACUAAAGACGAAAGGUAA
This is a messenger RNA of Helobdella robusta, 462 nucleotides long. RefSeq lists its product as hypothetical. The record is from RefSeq and is a predicted model, not a curated record. The transcript is spliced from 4 exons. The annotation marks the transcript as partial. Gene Ontology annotation, cellular component: proteasome core complex. NCBI's taxonomy places the organism in Eukaryota, Metazoa, Annelida, Clitellata, Rhynchobdellida, Glossiphoniidae.